ACCUUUUCCAAGUACCAGCACACAAAAUGUUUACUUUCUUGUUGAGUUUAGUGAUUAUCUGCGCUUUUGUUGUUGCAGAAGACUCUAGUCUACUUGCUGAUGAAAAAACAUGGAAAGAAUGCUUAGAGGAGAACUCGAUGACGAUGGAAGACUUGAAAUCAUACACAAACAUAGCUGAAGCCCCGGAAGAGUUGUUAUGUCUUGUCAAAUGUAUCAACACAAAAACGGGCGUCAUCGGGGAAGACGGACAAAUCGAUUUUGAAAAAAUAAAACUCAUUCCUACUAUUGCGAAGAUGGAUGAAGGAAAACAGAAUGAACUGAAGGAAUGUGCCAAAAAUGUGGGACCUAUUAAGGAGUGUUCAGACAUAGAGAAACUUCGAUCGUGUUUGCCUGAAGGUAUAAAAGAGUGAAGUCGAUGUUAAAUGAUGUAU
Molecule: messenger RNA, 431 nt
Organism: Zophobas morio
Lineage: Eukaryota; Metazoa; Arthropoda; Insecta; Coleoptera; Tenebrionidae
Exons: 2
Coding region: 27-410 (127 amino acids)
Molecular function (GO): odorant binding
Source: RefSeq, a predicted model, not a curated record